Messenger RNA from Hypanus sabinus (Atlantic stingray), 4511 nucleotides. Its product is annotated as phosphomannomutase 1-like. Gene Ontology annotation, biological process: GDP-mannose biosynthetic process; protein N-linked glycosylation; mannose metabolic process. NCBI's taxonomy places the organism in Eukaryota, Metazoa, Chordata, Chondrichthyes, Myliobatiformes, Dasyatidae. Gene Ontology annotation, molecular function: phosphomannomutase activity. Gene Ontology annotation, cellular component: cytosol. The record is from RefSeq and is a predicted model, not a curated record. The transcript has 7 exons. The coding region runs from base 243 to 1076 and encodes 277 amino acids.
CUGAAUUAGAGGGUGCGGUGGGUACGUGCCGACAGAUGAAACUAGGUGAGGCGGGGAGGGUUCUGCCUCCUCCUUUUCCAAUCCUGAUGAAGGAUCUCGACCAGGACAAGCAUUUGAAUCAGGAAUUUAUGCCGGCAAGAGGAAUUAGCAAGAUGGUCGCGAGAGAGGCGGUGGGCCGAACGGCCUCCUUUGCUGUACAGCGCCGUGGCUGCAGAAUGUAAUAUGGUCAGGAUCCCAAACUGAUGACAAAGCGAUCUGUCAGUUGUGUGGUGGGCAACCCUACCCUCCGCAGUAUUCUCCUUGACCCUGCCCUCUCCAACGCCCCGCCGGCUCCCUCUCUCCGCCUCCUGCCUGUGUAUAAACCACUUCCCCGCGGGGCAUGUGACCGAGCUAGUCAGUGGAGGGAAUCUUCCUGUUGUGCUGUUGCUAUCACCGCUCCGGACCCAUGCGGCGGCGCCGGCAUGGCUGAGAGCCGGCGCGACCCCCACACCCUCUGCCUCUUCGACGUGGACGGGACGCUCACCCCCGCCCGGCAGAAGAUUGCUCCAGAGCUGGAUGCGUUUUUGCAGGGGCUGAGGAAGAAGGUGAAGAUUGGUGUUGUGGGAGGCUCAGAUUACGCCAAGAUAGCAGAGCAACUGGGGGAAGGAGAAGAAGUCGUUCAGAAAUUUGAUUAUGUCUUCGCUGAAAAUGGGACGGUCCAGUACAGGGACGGGAAGUUCGUCACAAAGGAGGCCAUCCAGAACUACCUGGGUGAGGAGUUACUCCAGGAGCUGAUUAACUUCUGCCUCAGCUACAUGUCUGACAUUCGACUACCCCGCAAAAGGGGCACCUUCAUUGAGUUUCGAAACGGCAUGUUGAACAUCUGUCCCAUUGGCAGGAGCUGUUCCUUAGCAGAGCGACUCGAGUUCUCCCAGAUUGACAAGACGGAGAAGAUUAGAGAGAAGUUUGUGGCGGCUUUGCAGAAGAAGUUUGCCGGCAAAGGUCUGAGCUGUACCAGAGCUUCCAUUCCCAGUCCUGUUGGGAUGAGAGGAUUGGAACUGCGUCUCUCGCUGUGCCCUUGGAAAGGGAUUUGGUGAUGUGUGACAGCAAUUCUUAUCGGCACAGCAUAGAAAUCAUCCUGAGUGGAUGCACCCACGCUUGCUCCGUCCGUGAGCACAGGAAACUGCGGAGCUGGGGAACACAGCCCAGCACAUCACGGAAACCUGCCUCCCCUCUGCGGACACUCUACUUUUCCCUGCCUCACUCAAGUAGCCAGUAUAGUCGAAGAUCCCACCCACCCUGGUCAUUCUGUCUUCUUACCCCUCCCACCUGUGAGAAGAUACAAAAGCACAUAGUACCACCAGGCUCAAGAACGGCUUCUACCCUCUGUUAUAAAACUCUUGAAUGGUUCCCUAGUGCAACAGAAUGGACUGUCAACCUCCUUAUCACCUUGUGCUUUGUCGUCUGCCUGCACUGCACUUUCUCUGUAACCGUUGCACUUUUUUCCGGUACUUUGUAUUGUGCACUGUGUAAUAAUUGACCUGUAUGAACAACAUGCAAGAUCAGAUUCAUCUGAUAAUACAGACUCUCAGUCUUCUCCAAUCAGAAGCCCCGGGUGAACCAGGAGAUCCACAGUCUCUAUCAGAACAUCUCCAAUGCCAUAUUUUAAGUUUGCUGAUGACACCACUGUUGUGGGCCAAAUCAAAGGUGGUGACAAAUCGGAGUGUAGGAGGGACAUUGAAGAUCCGGCUGAGGCACCACAACAACAACCUCUCACUCAAUGUCAGCGAGACCAAGGAGCUGAUUAUUAACUUCAGGAGGAGGAAAGCCCAGGCCCAUCAGGGGAUCAGAGGUGGAGAGGGUCAGCAGCUUUAAAUUCCUCGGCAUUAUCUUUUAGAGGACCUGUCUUGGGUCCAGCAAGUAAGUGCCAUUUCAAAGAAAGCACAGCAUGUCAUCCAGAACUUUGACAAACAUCUAUGGAUGCGUUGUGAGGAAUAUACUGACCGGUUGCAUCACAGCCUGGUACGGCACCAAAGCCCUCGAUUGGAAGAUCCUACAAAAAGUGGUGGAUAUAGCCCAGCCCAUCAUGGGUAAAGUCCUCCUCGUCAUCGAACACAGCUACACGGAGCGCUGUCGCAGGAAAGCAGUUCCACCGUCAGAAACCUCCACCAUACAGAAUAUGCCCUCUUCUCACUGCUGCCUCAAGAAGAGGGUACAGAAGCCUCACGUCCCACACCAGCAGGCUCAGGAACAGUUAUUACCCCUCAACAAUCAGGCUCUUGAAGCAGAUGCCCAUGUGCAGUGCUUCACUGAUUCUAUUGCAUUUAUUUCCAUUUACUGUGAAAAAAUGAAUGUCAGGGUAGUAAAUGGUGAUGUGUAUAUAUAUAUAUAUAUAUGGCAUAAUAAGCCAAUACCAAGAUCAAAGCCAAAUAUGCCAAUAAACUCUUCUUGGGCUUCCAGCCAGGUACAAAUAGCCCGAGAAGAGUUCAUUCGUCAUACAUGCCGGGAAAGCACUAGAUACUUUUUCCAACUAUGCCAAUUUGCUGAAUGUUACUUACGAAGUUCAACGUUACCUUCAGUGCACCUGCACACCCCUUAAGAGUCUGUGGAAAAGUGUGUUUGAAGAGUAAGGAGCAGAGGGCUCUGAUCUGUCCGGUGCACUGAUGCACUGGCUACCUCCAACAGCACUGAGGAGAACCUCGGCCAAGUCCACCAAAUCCACAGGCAAGAUAAGGGAUCCUUUCCCAGAGCCCAACACCCCAGCACUAAGGGAAUGGUUAUACCUGGUGGACUCCCUUGGCCAGGACUUAAUCACACCCAAUUCCUGAAAGAGGCUCUCCGUUCCCAGCUCUGCCUGGCAGGAGGCGGUCCAAGCUUCCGUGAGGAAACAUAAUAUCUCCACCGACUCCAGGGAAUCUCUGACCCACAGGCACUCGAAGUGGAGAAGCUGUGUUAGGAUGGUACUGGGAGCCUUGAGUCCAUGCCCUGGGAGUUGCACAGAAGCUACAUGUAAGUUGGGGACAAUGUCCGCCACCUCACAUCAGGCCCAGUCACCCCAUCAGCCUCCUACUCUGGGAAAGUGUGAAGUGAUACACUUCGGCAAGUCAGACAGAGAGCCAGGCUAAUGGCAGGAUUAUUAGCAGUGUGGAGGAGCAGAGAGAUUUCGGGGUCCACGGCCAUAGCUCCCUCAGAGUUGCCAUGCAAGGUGGUAGGGUAGUGUUGAAGGGGAAAGGUGUGUUGGCCUUCAUUAGUCGAGGGAUUGAGUUCAAGAGCCAUGAGGUAAUGUUUCAGCUCUAUAAAACCCUGGUUAGACCACACUUAGACCACUCAAUCUAGUCAUCUCACUAUAGGAAGGGUGUGGAAGGUUUCAAGAAGGUGCAGAGGAGAUUUUCCAGAAUGCUGCCCGGACUAGAGAGCAAGUCUUAUGAGGAAGGGUUGAGUGAUCUUGGGCUUUUCUCUUUGGAAUGAAGGAGGAUGAGGAGAGACAAUGGAGGGGUGUAAUUCGACAAGAGGAAUCUGUGUGUUCGUAGUGCACAGAUUCUAGGUCCCUAAUACCUUUCCCAAUGCUCUUUUUUUCACCUCGUGUGCCUGUGGGCCAGGAUUUCCCCGGAGUCAUUGCGGAUAUUACGUCUCCUCAAGGAAGCUUUGAGCGCAACCUUGAAGCUUUUCCUCAUCCUGCCCGGGAACGAUUUUCCGUGACGGAACUGGUCACAGAUCCGUCAGAUGCUGUUGGAGAAGCCCAGGCGAGUGACCGUGGCGCACUGUGUGCCAGUGACGGAGGGUAUGAAGGUUUAGAUUGGCAGAUGGAGUCAGGGGCUGCCUUUUCUGGGUUGGCCUGCUGGAGGUCUGUAAAAUCAGGAUGAUGGCGGUAGACAGCAAAGGUGUUUUUCCCCGUGGUGAGACUGCCUCAACCACAAAGAUUUAAAGCUGGAAGUGGGUUGUUUAGAGGGGAUCUGUAUGUGUGGUGUGUGGGGAUUAGUUUUUGUUACUCAGGAGUCAGGAGCACACUGCCUGAGGGGGUGGUGGAGGUAGCGACUCUGCCAGCAUUUAAAAGGCAUCUAGUUAGGGAUCUGAAUCACUGAGGCAUAGAAGGCCACAGAGAUCAUGUGGGUUCGUGGGAUUGGUGUGGAGGCAGCAUGGAAACAACAGGACAAAGGGUCUGUUUCUGUGAUGAAAAAUGUUUUUACGUGCAAUUAGUACAGGAAAUGGGACCUUAUCUUGGGGGGGCAGGGUGGGAGUGGGAGAGGUUGGGGAGGUGAGAAAUGUGAUACUAGGAUGUGGAGAAUCUCAAGAUUUAUAAUUGUCCUCUGCCCUGUCCCCUCCCUUCCCCCAUCCUCCUCCCUCCCCUCCCCCUCCCUCCACCACACUCUGCCUUGCCCCUCUCAUUUGUCCCCAUCUCUCGCCUUCUGUCCCUAUACUACCCUCACUCCCCAUCCCUCCACUCAUUCCUCUCUCUGCAUCCUCUCCUUUCCCCUUUCCCUUCCCUCUCUCCUUACCCCUUUCUUUCCCCUUCUUUUCCCUUUACCUUCCCC